Molecule: messenger RNA, 5046 nt
Organism: Ochotona curzoniae (black-lipped pika)
Lineage: Eukaryota; Metazoa; Chordata; Mammalia; Lagomorpha; Ochotonidae
Gene: SLAIN2
Product: SLAIN motif family member 2
Exons: 8
Coding region: 407-2155 (582 amino acids)
Biological process (GO): positive regulation of microtubule polymerization; microtubule nucleation; cytoplasmic microtubule organization
Cellular component (GO): microtubule plus-end
Source: RefSeq, a predicted model, not a curated record
CGGCCGCGUCCCGCCCCUUCCGGCGGAGGCCCCGCCCCGCCGCGAGCCGGGCGCCCGGUGCUCUCAGAGGCCGGCGGCAGCCUCCCCCACCGCCCGACGCUCUGAGGUCACCGACUGGGCCGGAGUGCGGGGGGCGGAGGGACGGAGGGAAGAUGGCGGCAGAGGCCGGAUAUUGGCGCCGCCUCCCCCACUCCUGGAGCCGGCGCAGAUGAGGCGGCUCGGCUGGGGCCAGCGGUGCUUGGGAACCCGAGCUGGGGAGACCCUGGCGGUGGAGCCUGGGCCUGCUCUAUGCCGGCGCCUCGGCUAGAGUGAGCGACGGCGGCAGCGGCGCCUCUUUUCGUCGGGCUCCUUCCCUGUGGCUGUGAGGCCGAGCGAGCGGCCGGGCGGCGGAGGCGACGGGGCAGGGAUGGAGGACGUUAACUCCAACGUGAACGCGGACCAGGAGGUGCGGAAGCUGCAGGAGCUGGUGAAGAAGCUGGAGAAGCAGAACGAACAGCUGAGGAGCCGCUCGGGGGCCGUGCAGGGCGCAGGCCCUCUCGGGCCCGGCAGCCCGAUCCGGGCGGGCGCGUCCACUCCCUCCUCGGGCGCGGCGUCCCCUCGGGGCUUCCCCCUGGGCCUGGGCGCCAAGUCGGCCGGAGGGGCCGGCUCGGGCCCGAGGCGGACGAGCGGCGAGGAGCUGCGAGACGCCGGCUCGCUGCUGGCGGCGGGCGAGGGCGGCUUGCUGGACGAGGUGGAGCCGCUGCGGCCCGAGGAGCUGGAGCGCCUGUCAGGCUGGGAGGAGGAGGAGGAGAGCUGGCUUUAUUCAUCACCAAAGAAAAAACUUACACCAAUGCAGAAAUCGGUUAGUCCAUUAGUUUGGUGCAGGCAAGUUUUGGAUUACCCAAGUCCUGAUGUUGAAUGUGCUAAAAAGUCUCUUAUCCACAAACUUGAUCAAACUAUGUCAGCUCUCAAGAGGCAGAAUUUGUAUAAUAAUCCUUUCAACUCUGUGAGUUAUGCGAGUCCUUAUAGUCCAAAUGCCAGUAGCCCAUACAGCAGUGGCUUCAACUCUCCAUCCUCAACCCCAGUGCGACCUCCUAUAGUCAAACAGCUCAUACUUCCUGGAAAUUCAGGUAACUUGAAAAGCUCAUCCGACAGAAAUCCUCCCCUCAGUCCUCAGUCCUCAAUAGAUAGUGAGUUAAGUGCUUCGGAAUUAGAUGAAGACUCCAUUGGAUCCAAUUAUAAGCUAAAUGAUGUAACAGAUGUGCAGAUUUUAGCCCGAAUGCAGGAAGAAAGUCUCCGACAGGAAUAUGCAGCCACCACAUCUCGGCGUAGUUCUGGUUCAUCUUGCAAUUCUACAAGACGGGGUACUUUUAGUGAUCAGGAACUUGAUGCACAAAGUUUAGAUGAUGAAGAUGACAAUAUGCAUCAUGCGGUAUACCCUGCUGUUAACAGGUUUUCACCAUCACCACGCAAUUCACCUCGACCAUCACCUAAGCAGUCACCCAGAAAUUCACCUCGUUCACGAUCUCCUGCUCGGGGAAUAGAAUAUACUAGAGUGUCCCCACAGCCUAUGAUUAGCCGCUUACAGCAGCCUCGCCUUUCACUUCAAGGUCAUCCCACAGAUUUACAGACGAGCAAUGUUAAAAAUGAAGAAAAACUAAGACGCAGUCUUCCAAAUCUGUCUCGAACAUCUAAUACGCAAGUUGAUUCAGUAAAAAGCAGCAGAAGUGACUCAAAUUUUCAAGUGCCAAAUGGAGGAAUACCUCGUAUUCAACCUCAGGCUUCAGCCAUACCUUCUCCAGGCAAAUUUCGCUCCCCUGCAGCACCGUCUCCUUUGGCUCUUCGGCAGCCAGUGAAAGCAUUUAGUAACCAUGGCAUUGGCUCUCCUGGUAGCCAAGAAACAGCACAGCUCACACAAACCACCUCCUCACCUGGGCCUCCCAUGCAUCAGAACCCAGGUCCAGCAAACCCUCCCAGCAAUAUCAACAGUGCUACUCUAACCAGACCUGCAGGAACGACUGCAAUGAGAAGUGGCUUGCCCAGACCCAGUGCCCCUUCUGCGGGGGGUAUACCAGUGCCUCGCAGCAAACUUGCACAACCUGUUCGCAGAUCCUUGCCAGCUCCUAAAACCUACGGUAGCAUGAAAGAUGACAGCUGGAAAGAUGGUUGCUACUGACCAGCAAAGACAAGAAUGCAGAGUUCUCAACUUCAUGGAUCCCCCUUCUUCCAGGCUGAAAAGCAGCUUUUACAUGCAGACUGUUCAGAUGAGACUCUUGGGAUUUAUGAAAUCCUAACCCUCUGUCUUAACUAGCACAAACUGACAGAGAUGACCAAGCAGCACUUUAAUGACGCUUAACAUCAGAUGUGUUUGGUAAUCAUACAAUCACUCUCCAUGAAAUCACUUUUAGUUUUAUUUAAUAGGAACUAAGCUGAUUUUUAGGUAAUUGACGGAGGCGAUAUCUGGGCAAAUACCUAAUGGAUGCCAAAGAGAAAUGCCCAUUUUCAAAUGAGAAAGUACUUUUGUGUGCAGGAAAAUGGUGGAGUCAGGCUAUCCAAAACUUCACAUUCAACCUAAUUUACUGUAUAAAUAGCAUCAAUAAAUAUUAUGUUAAUGAGAACUAACAUUCUUUCUAAUUAUCUGAAGUGUUUCACAGUACUUGAGGAAAAUUAUAGAUCAAGAUUGGGGGGAUGAGAGGAAGAAACCUGUGCUGGAGAUUUAAAACAUGAUAUCUAAAUUUGAGAGAGUUCAUUUGUUUUUUUGCAGAAUCAUUUAGUCUUGAGUUUUGGACAUAGCUCACCUAUCAUCGCCACCAGAUAGUAUUAUGGUAUGCAUCCAUCAUGUUACGGUGAUACAUCAGACUUAUAUGUGUUUGUUGAUUGCCAAAAGGGCUUAGUAUCAGUUGUACAAUCUUUCCAACCUGUAUGUUCCUGGCUCAGGAAAGAUGGCCUUUGCUGUUGAAGCCAGCUUCUUCAUAUGCUGUUACCUGUUAGAGAACAAAGAGAUCUGUGUCUUUCAGCAGGUUUCCUUGAGGGAAAGAGCAAGUAGUAGUGUGUAUCUUUAUUACUGUUAACAGCAACACCUCAGUGCUUAGAACCUGGAACAGACCUGACGGUGAGAGAGAGGGGGAAAAAUCUAUGCACUUAACCCACAAAAUCUCUGGUGAUGACAGUUGUAUUAUUGCUAUGAAAUGGCAUAACGGUUUAUUAUGUGUAGGAAAACAUAGCCUGCUAAAUCCUACUUACUUUGGUCCACUCUAAACUGAGUAACUUUAUAAAAUAUUUUCUGAAAAUACUGUCCCUUUUGACUUAGAGUCUGCCUUAUAUCAAUUUUUGCAUUUUUACUACAUACAACUCUAACCUGUUAAAUACUUGCUCAAUGUAAUGGCUCUUACAUUUGUCCUUGAAAUUACCUGUUUUGGUUUUAUCAGACUAUUACCAGAUGAAAACUUCUUUUGUAGCAGGCUUCUUAUUUUUGAUAGCGAGAUCUGUUUUUAAAUUCUUAAUUUAAACAAGGUCUAAAAUGCUGACAGUUGAUUUCAUGCAAAAGAUUGUGGAGAUUUGAACAUAAAUUGAUUUCUUGUUAAUCAAAGACAUUGUGUAAGUUGGCAAAAGAUAUUGAGAAAAAGAAUUGGGAAGGCUUGAUGUUCAGGUUAAUAAAAUUUAAACUAAUAGCCCCAUUGUGCUGUGACUGAAGCCGUGGGAGUUUUCGUGGUAGUAGGGAGUCGUGCAGUCAGGGCAAGCCGCCGGCCACAGCAGCUGGCAGCAGCACUCUAUGUUUUGGUGUAUAAUGCAAGAAGGAAGUUGUAGCCUUGAAUCCGAGAGCAAUGGGGUAGUAGGGAAAGGAUGGUGCCAGAAUUCUACAUGACGAGGAACUAAAAGCUAUUGCUUUUCAGAGGAAGAUAAAAACAUCUGCUUUGGGUGGGGUAUCUCAUGUAAAUCUAAGUAAUAAGAGAAAGAACUAGCUACUGUCUCUUCUUAAAACCACAUAUACUCAAAAAAACAGGUCUCAGUUUUCAGUGCAACAUUUUAAAAAUAUAUAUAUAUGCUGCAAUCUAAUAAUUUAAAGGAAUUUUAGCUAUUCUGAAACACUCAUUGCUUUUUUAAGUUAGAUAAUCAAUUUCAAAAGGAAUAUUCAGGUUAUUUAACUUUGUUUUUAAUGGCUGCAUCAGAAAAAAUGUCUAUUUUUUUUUAAUUAAAAUAUUUCAUCACUUGUUAAAAACAUAUUUUGCAUCUGGGUUUGGUAAAGUAUUAUUUUAUCUGCUGUGUACUACCACAGACUAUUGGCUUUUAGUUUCCUAAAGAGAAAAAUGGCCUUUUUACUAGAAAGCCUUUGUGUGUUGCCAGUUUUUCUGUUUGGGAAAAUCUAAGGAUUUACUGUGGUUAGUGUUACAGAAGAAAUGUGGAUUUGAUAAACUAGUGCCUAUGAUUUUAACUUAUGUUUGAUAUAUAGUAGUAAGGGUUUUAUGAAUGUUGAUUAUUUUGUGCCAACAGCCCAGAAUUGUCACUUAUAUGUAAGCAGAAAGCUGUGAACUCUGCUUCCAAAGUUAUUUAAUUUUCUCAGUGUUUGAAUGUUAUUUUUUGUAAGUGUGUUAAUAAAAGUGUAAAGAAUUGGAAAAAAAUAUAAAUAUUCUUAACUCAAGCAUUUGCUGGAUCAUUUUUCUACAAAACUUGUUUGUAUAAUAUAAAACACUCUCUGAAGAGUUGACUUUUUUCAGUUUUCAUACCCUGGAAAUCACAUUUUGUAAACUGGGGACCAUUCAUAAUUGUGUCAGAUGCUUUUUAAAAUUAUCUCAAUACAUCACUUUUUAUAAAAAAAAAAAAAAAAAGUUUUUUUGAAAGAGAAUUAGAUACAUACAUGGCCCCAGAUGUUUGUAUAACUCUAGAAUGAUCUAGACUAUGUAUGUUUAAAUUAACUUUUUAUUGAAUGUACAGGUGUCCAUAUUUGACAUUACGCAUGGUCUUUAUAGAUCAUAUGAAGUUGAUUCACAAACAUUUCGAUAGCUGAACUUGUAUAUGUGGUUGCCUCCUUAAUAAACAGCCUGACCAUAAUGUUUAUUAUUAAAUUUA